Messenger RNA from Echinops telfairi (small Madagascar hedgehog), 4029 nucleotides. RefSeq names its product protogenin (gene PRTG). Gene Ontology annotation, biological process: cell-cell adhesion; CTP biosynthetic process; UTP biosynthetic process. The coding region runs from base 1 to 4029 and encodes 1342 amino acids. The record is from RefSeq and is a predicted model, not a curated record. Lineage: Eukaryota; Metazoa; Chordata; Mammalia; Afrosoricida; Tenrecidae. Gene Ontology annotation, cellular component: axon; plasma membrane. Gene Ontology annotation, molecular function: nucleoside diphosphate kinase activity; protein binding. The transcript is spliced from 21 exons.
AUGGAGGUGUUGGGAUUAAAGACGGGCGCCCGACUAGGGGGGAACAUCAUCAAGCGCUUUGAGCAGAAGGGCUUCCGUCUGGUGGCCAUGAAGCUCGUUCAGGCCUCCGAGGAACACCUGAAGCAGCACUACGUUGACCUGAAAGACCGCCCUUUCCUCCCAGGGCUGGUGAAGGACCUGAACUCGGGACCCAUUGUGGCCACGGUCUGGGAGGGGCUGAAUGUGGUGAAGACGGGCCGGGGGAUGCUGGGAGAGACCAACCCAGCGGAUUCUAAGCCAGGCACCCUCCGAGGGGACGUCCGUGUUCACUUGCGCAGGAACACCAUUCACGGCAGUGACUCGGUCAAGAGCGCCGAGAAAGAAACCAGCCUCUGGUUGAAGCCGGAGGAAUUGGUGGACUGCAAGUCCUGCGGCUGUGACUGGGUCUACGAGUCAGAGGCGGACAAAGCAGUCCCAUCCCCGUGGGCCCACUGGCACGGUGCCUGUCCUGUGGACAGCGCUUCUUCUGGGCUUAGAAGCAGAGUGUGGUGCUUUAGCGAACUGUUUUUUAUAAAAGAACCGCAGGAUGUGACUGUCACAAGACAGGACUCAGUCAUCUUAGAUUGCCAGGCUCAUGGAGAAGUUCCUGUUAAGGUCACGUGGUUGAAAAAUGGCGCAAAGGUGUCUGAAAGUAAACGGAUCCAGGUUCUGUCGAAUGGCUCCUUAUACAUCAGCGAGGCGGAAGGCAAGCGAGGGGAGCAGUCUGAUGAAGGGUUCUACCAGUGUUUGGCAGUGAACAAGCACGGAGCCAUUCUAAGUCAAAAAGCGCAUCUGACCUUAUCAACUAUUUCUGCAUUUGAAGUUCAGCCAGUAUCCACUGAGGUCCACGAAGGUGGAGUUGCUAGAUUUGCGUGCAAGAUUUCCUCAACCCCUCCUGCAACCAUAACCUGGGAAUUAAAUCAGACAACUCUACCUAUAGCUCUGGACAGAAUAACUGCCCUACCAACAGGGGUAUUGCAGAUCUAUGAUGUUGGCCAAAAGGAUGCUGGGCUUUAUCGCUGUGUUGCUACUACAGUAGCCCACAGACGUCAAAGUAUGGAGGCUUCCCUGAUGGUGAUUCCAGCUAAGGAGUCUAAGCCCUUCCACACACCAACCAUCAUUGCAGGGCCGCACAACGUAACAGCCUCCCUUCAUCACACAGUUGUUUUGGAAUGCAUGGCCACAGGAAAUCCCAGACCAAUCAUUUCGUGGAGCCGUCUUGAUCACAAGUCCAUUGAUGUCUUUAAUACCCGGGUGCUUGGAAAUGGCAAUCUCAUGAUAUCAGAGGUCAGGCUGCAGCACGCCGGAGUGUAUGUUUGCCGGGCCACGACCCCGGGUACACGGAACUUCACGGUUGCCAUGGCAACGUUGACUGUGUUAGCGCCUCCUUCGUUUGUUGAGUGGCCAGAAAGUCUAACGAGGCCUCGAGCCGGCACUGCUCGAUUUGUAUGCCAAGCAGAAGGAAUCCCCUCACCCAAGAUGUCCUGGUUGAAAAAUGGAAGGAAGAUCCAUUCCAAUGGUAGAAUUAAAAUGUACAACAGUAAAUUGGUAAUUAACCAGAUCAUCCCUGAAGAUGAUGCUAUUUAUCAAUGCAUGGCGGAGAAUAGCCAAGGAUCGGUUUUAUCUAGAGCUAGACUGACCGUAGUAAUGUCAGAAGACAGGCCCAGUGCUCCCUAUAACGUGCAUGCAGAAACGAUGUCAAGUUCAGCCAUCCUUCUAGCGUGGGAGCGGCCACUGUAUAACUCAGACAAGGUCAUCGCGUACUCUGUGCACUACAUGAAAGCAGAAGGUUUAAAUAACGAAGAGUACCAAGUAGUCAUCGGAAAUGACACGACUCAUUAUAUAAUUGAUGACUUAGAACCUGCCAGCAAUUACACUUUCUACAUUGUGGCGUACAUGCCAAUGGGAGCCAGCCAGAUGUCUGACCAUGUGACACGGAACACGCUAGAGGAUGUUCCCCUGAGGCCUCCUGAAAUUAGCUUGACGAGUCGAAGCCCCACAGAUAUUCUCAUCUCCUGGCUGCCAAUCCCCGCCAAGUAUCGGCGGGGUCAAGUGGUGCUGUAUCGGCUGUCUUUCCGCCUAAGUACCGAGAACACUAUCCAAGUUCUGGAGCUGCCAGGGACCACGCACGAGUACCUUUUGGAGGGUCUGAAACCCGACAGCAUCUACCUAGUCCGGAUAGCUGCUGCCACCAGAGUGGGCCUGGGAGAAGCUUCUGUGUGGACUUCCCACAGGACACCCAAAGCUACAAGUGUGAAAGCCCCCAAGUCUCCGGAGUUGCAUUUGGAGCCUCUGAAUUGUACGAGCAUCUCUGUGAAGUGGCAGCAAGAUGCUGAGGACACCGCAGCCAUCCAGGGCUACAAGCUGUACCAUAAGGAAGAGGGCCAACAAGAGCACGGACCCAUCUUCCUGGAGGCCGGCGUCCUUCACUACACGCUCAGUGGUUUAGACCCCAGAAGAAAGUAUCAUGUGAGGCUGCUGGCUUAUGACAACAUAGAAGAUGGCUACCAGGCUGAUCAAACCGUUAGCACACCAGGAUGCGUGUCUGUUCGUGAUCGCAUGGUCCCUCCUCCACCACCACCCCACCAUCUCUAUGCGAAGGCUAACUCCUCUUCCUCCAUCUUCCUGCACUGGAGGAGGCCCGCAUUCACCACUGCGCAAAUAAUUAACUACACCAUCCGCUGCAACCCUGUUGGCCUGCAGAACGCUUCUCUGGUUCUUUACCUUCAAACAUCAGAAACACACAUGUUGGUUCAAGGUCUAGAACCAAAUACCAAAUAUGAGUUUGCUGUUCGACUGCAUGUGGACCAGCUCUCCAGCCCCUGGAGCCCUGUAGUCUACCAUUCUACACUUCCGGAAGCGCCAGCAGGCCCACCGGUUGGAGUAAAAGUGACAUUGAUAGAGGAUGACACUGCCCUGGUUUCUUGGAAACCCCCCGAUGGCCCAGCAACGGUGGUGACGCGCUACACCAUCUUGUACGCAUCCAGGAAGGCCUGGAUUGCGGGCGAGUGGCAGGUCCUACAUCGAGAAGGGGCAAUAACCAUGGCUUUGCUAGAGAAUCUGGUGGCAGGAAAUGUGUAUAUCGUCAAGAUCUCUGCGUCCAAUGAGGUGGGAGAAGGACCCUUUUCAAAUUCCGUGGAGCUGGCUGUUCUUCCAAAGGAGACUUCUGAAGCCAAUCAGAGGCCCAAGCGUCUAGACUCUGCUGAUGCCAAAGCUUACGCAGGUUAUUACCAUCUGGACCAGAAAUCCAUGACGGGCAUUGCUGUAGGCGUGGGCAUAGCCCUGACCUGCAUCCUCAUCUGUGUGCUCAUCCUGAUAUACAGAAGCAAAGCCAGGAAAUCAUCUGCUUCGAAGACAGCACAGAGUGGCACUCAGCAGUUGUCUCGGACCAGCACGGCCUUGGCCAGUGGGAGUGAAGUGGUGAAGUGCCUGGAGGGGGCUGUGGAAAAUGAAGAGCCCUUAAUGCCAGUGACCAUGCCCGGCACCUUCAUCGACGCAAAGGGAGGAACUGACCUGAUAAUUAAUAGCUAUGGCCCUAUAAUUAAAAACAACUCUAAGAAAAAAUGGCGUUUUUUCCAAGAGUCUAAGAAGGCAAAAGCUGAGCAGCCUCAAAGAAGAUUUCCUCAGACCGUCUGCUUGUACCAGCCAGGCACUACUGUACUGAUCCGUGAUGGAGACUCCCCCAGCCCCCCAGGCCAGAUGGCCACUUUCCCAAGGCCCUUCGGGGUGCCAGCUGAUACUGAGCAUUCAGCCAACAGUGAAGGCAGCCACGAGACCGGGGAUUCCGGAAGGUUUUCCCACGAGUCCAAUGACGAGAUACACCUGUCCUCAGUCAUCAGCACUACACCCCCCACCUCUGAUUCCUUCUCUGGCAGUGAUUCAGGUGGGCACCCUACAGUGAGGAAGCACGAAGACCCUGCCGUGGCUUCCGUCGCUGGGCAGACUUCCCCGUCCGUUCUGCGGCCCCCGCCUGCCGUGCUGCCUUUUGAUACAAAUGACUUCCCCAUCUAG